This is a messenger RNA of Myripristis murdjan (pinecone soldierfish), 3019 nucleotides long. It is a transcript of the gene pex19, whose product is annotated as peroxisomal biogenesis factor 19. Bases 55 to 933 code for a protein of 292 amino acids. Lineage: Eukaryota; Metazoa; Chordata; Actinopteri; Holocentriformes; Holocentridae. The transcript is spliced from 8 exons. Gene Ontology annotation, biological process: protein import into peroxisome membrane. The record is from RefSeq and is a predicted model, not a curated record. Gene Ontology annotation, cellular component: peroxisome; peroxisomal membrane.
ACGUCAUUUUUGAGAGACUCGGGUGGGUGUUUGGUUUGGGGGAAAGAAGGCAACAUGGCGUCAGGAUCAGCCGAGUCUUCCACUGGCCAGGAUGCAGAACUGGAUGAGUUAUUGGACAGUGCGUUAGAUGACUUUGACAAGACGUCGGCGCCUCCAGCUCCUGAGGCGGCAGCUGCUUCGUCUUCAGCCAAGAGCGGAGCAGCAAAGCCCCCCAUGCUGGAGGACACCAAGUUCUUUGAGACUCUGUUUGAGGGCGACAUGGCCAGCCAAGCCAGGGAGGAGUGGGAGAAGGCCAUGACUGAACUAGCCCAGGAGGAGCCAGAGCUGCUCCAACACUUCCAGAAACUAUCAGAGGCUGCAGGGAAAGUUGGUACUGAUGUUGCCUCCCAACAAGAAUUCACCUCCUGUCUUAAAGAAACCCUCAGUGGCUUGGCCAAAAAUGCAGACAACCUGCAGAGUGCAGGGUUAGCUGGCGAGGAUCUGGUCAAGGCUCUAGAGGGCCUGGGAUUGGACGAGGGCGGAGAAGGGGGCGGGGAAGACGGUAACAUCCUGCCCAUCAUGCAAUCCAUCAUGCAGAAUCUUCUCUCUAAGGAAGUGCUUUAUCCGUCGCUCAAAGAGAUCACUGCCAAGUACCCAGAGUGGCUGGAUACCAAUAAGACCAGCCUCAGCCAGGAGGACUACCAGCGGUACGAGCAGCAGGCCAAAAUCAUGGGAGACAUCUGCAAGCAGUUUGAGAGCGAGGAGGAGGGGGGAGGGGACAGGGAGGGCGUGUUUGAAAACAUUUUGGAACUGAUGCAGCAGCUGCAAGAUCUGGGCCAGCCACCCAAAGAGCUAGCUGGUGAUGCCCCACCGGGCUUCAACUUCGAUAUGGAGUCCCUGAAUCUCCCAGGAGUCCCUGGGGCGGGCGCGGCGGAGCAGUGCUCAAUCAUGUGAUCCGGGGAAGCGGCGCGGCUCAUCGGAGACACCGAAGCCCGGGUCUGUCUGGGUGCGUCAGAGAUGGGGAGUGAAGGAGGGAGGACAGAGUGUGAGGACGAGGUCGAGCAGAGCGGCGACUCUGCUCUCCCUGACGCAGGGGGUUUCUGGAUGGCAGACGGGAGGAAGCGAGGCUCGAGAAAAAAACCAACAGGAACCACACACAACUACACACGUGAACACACACUCUGCUCUCAUGUCACAAGAAUCACUGAACGCACAACUGACAACACGUUAACAUCUCCGCUUUUUGUCAGCAGCUGCCACAGCUCCUUCCUGGCUCGGUUGGUGAUGGCAUUCCCCAAAAAAUGAAAAUACACUACCCAUCUCUCAUUAGUUUGUAGUAUACUGUUUAGCCUCAUGGUGAAAUCUGACCGGCCACUUCACGGGUAUAAACAGUGCCUUUGCAAAAUGGUUCUGAAUUGUUAUUUUAGGUUUUACUGUAAGGUGAAGAUUCUGCCACUUUCCAGUGAAGUACCUCUUAGGGGUAAGAUUUUUAAAAAAUGUGGAACUGCUUUAUCAUAAGAUGCCAAGUUUACACAAACUCAGCCAUCAUUUGGUGUCGUGGUUUGAUUCACCCAUAAAUUCACCUCUGUUUCUAUACAGGCGCAGGAUUUGACUCUCAAAAUUUGCUGUCUUUAUGAUUAACAAGAUGUGUACAUGAACGCUGAAAAAAAAAAAUGUAUAUUUGUUAACUAUGUAAAGAAUACAGAAGACAGUUGAGGAUUUAACGCCUCAGAAUAAUAUAAAUUCCUAGCACUUAUUUCAGCCGACUAAUUUUACAUGACCCAUCCGCUGUGUUUUAUUUCCCAAUCAAGGUAUUGAUUUGAAGUGAUGUGCAAAUAAUGACUCCCAGAUGCCUUUGCUGUGAUCAUUAGAGUUAGGAUUUCUAUAGAGCUGCAACGAUUAGUCGAGCAAUCGAUGUAGUUGUUAACUAUAAAAUUAAUCGGCAACUGUUUUGAUAAUGGACUAAUCAUUUUGAGUCAUUUUUACGAGGAAAAUAUCCAAAUUCUCUGAUUCCAGCUUCUCUCAAAUGUGAAUAUUUUCCGGUUUCUUUCGUCCUCUGUGGAGGUAAACUAAAUGUCUUUGGGUUGAAUGUCAGUCGGGACAAAAUGAGACAUUUGAGGACGUCGCCUUGGGCUGCGGGAAUCUGCAAUGAACAUUUCUCUCCGUUUUACGGACCAAACAACCAGUCAGUUUGUCAAGAAAAUGACUGACAGAUGAAUUGAUGUUGAAAAUAAUUGUCAGUUGCAGCUCUAGAUUUCUGUGCAGCGUGCUCCCCUGGUGUUUUGGUGUGUGUGUGUGUGUGUGUGUGUGCAGAGAUGUGAUGUGUGGUUAUGGCAUUCAUGUGAGGAAGGUGGAACACUUGGCUGGUGGUCGGGAGUGUGUUAGUACAUGAAAGAGAGUGUGAGUCCCCUCUGCCCUGCAUUGAAACAAGCUUCCCUGAGGAGAAGUGAAACAGGCAGAGCGCUCCCCUCCUCAUGUUGAAUCACACGAGGAGGAAAGUCACACAGAUGUAGUGAAGAGUCAGAAAUGAACACCACACCACCAGCCAGAGCCCUCCAGAUUAGCUUACUCCACCAGCCACUUUGAUAGAUCCCCAGUUUCAGGCUUCUUUUCUGCUCUAAACAUCAAAUUGUCUGGUAAAAUAACAGUGAAAGUGGCUGGAAUCUACCGGCCGCAGCGACCGGUGGACAAAAGUUUACUGCACUGACUAUGGAGAGAGGCCUGGAAACGACACAGCAGGCAGGCCGUCAUCAAUAGCUGAACACCGAGGGGGGCGUUUUGAAAAGAUGAAGUCAGCCGUGCACUGAAAGAGAUUAGACUUACAUCGAACACAGCAGAGAGGAGCUGUGGCUUUUCAUGCGGCCUGUGUUUCAUAUAAUAGACGGGGUGCAAUCUAUUCAAAUCUCAGGGCUGAUGAAAACACGCCCAGGGCACGGUUACAACAAAUGCAACCUGUAAUUUCACACUAGUACUGUUUUUCUUUCUUUCUUUUGUUGUACUUUGUAAAUAUCAACAUGGAAUAAACUAAUGAUAUAACAGC